UGAAAAAUGUCUGCUACCUUCAGUAAAUUCCCAGGCCCAAUUGAGUUUGUUAUCGAUAAACACACCGCUAAAUAAUGGAUUUACUGGGCAGUAUUUUGAGUUCCAUGGAGAAACCUCCUUCAGUAGGAGAGAAAGAAAAGAAGUUAGCACAAGAGAGGAAGAACCAGAUUGAGAAGAUGAAGCUGGAGGACAGGAAGCGGAAGAACGAAUUCAGAGCAAAAGUCGAGAAAGAAGUUGAUGCAUUUCUGAAUGACAGCGCACGAACCAGACUGAAGUAUCCACCGAUUGACAAGGUUUAUCGCAGCAUAAUACAUGACGUUGCAGAGGUAGCUGGAAUGACUUCAUUCUCUUUCGGAGAGGCAGAAGUAGACCGCUAUAUCAUGUUGUUCAAAAAGGAAAUCCCCCCUACCGAGGAGGAACUCAAUGCCUACAAGAGAGGAGAGAAGUGGGAUCCAGAGGAGGCUAGGUUCCUGGCAAAGAAAGUGGCGGAGGAGGCGGAGAAGGCGCGGCAGGUGGAAGAGGCAAGAGAACCGGUCAAGGUGGUACCCACUUCAGAUUACAAGGCUAAGUACAAAGACUUGAUCGGGGAGGAGAGUGCCAAAGAUGCAGCCCGUCAUCUCACACCAAACAAGCAGUUUGGCUUCGUUCCGAGCGAAAAUAAAAGAGACAAACGUUCAGUGGAGGAGACGUUAGAUGCAAUACGAGCUAAGAAGCAGAAGAAAUAUGAUGACGGUAUCCACCAAGUUCCGAGUAAUAUCGUGGCAGAGCUUUGCAGUACAUCAAACACAGAAAUCAUCGUGGAGGUUCCAAGUGCUAGUCAAAUUGAGGCAAAGACAGAGAGUAGCAGUUCAUCAAAAACAGAAGAUCAAUGAUGCUUGUAUCCCUCAGUUUCUAGAUAUUUAUAUGUAUUUUUUUUCAUUAUGCUCGUGUAAGUUUAUUUUUCCACUGCAAGUACAUUUUACUUCUCAUGCAAAGAUCAAGGAUUCUUUAAAGCUGUGAUGGAAGGCAGGGCUCUCCACACGCUUUUCUUUUAUUGCUGGGAUCCAAAAUGAUAUUAAAGAUAAAGACCAGUUCUGGUCAUGCGAUUGCAUUGUGAAAGAAACGUUGUGGAAUCG
Molecule: messenger RNA, 1115 nt
Organism: Strongylocentrotus purpuratus (purple sea urchin)
Lineage: Eukaryota; Metazoa; Echinodermata; Echinoidea; Camarodonta; Strongylocentrotidae
Product: sperm-associated antigen 7-like
Exons: 6
Coding region: 75-872 (265 amino acids)
Molecular function (GO): nucleic acid binding
Source: RefSeq, a predicted model, not a curated record